AUGUCAUGGUCUAAUGUGAUGGAAUGGUUGAAUUGGGGGCUGGGGCAGACGUUAACAGCUAGUAUUGUGCUGAGUGUAUUAACGUUCAGAAGUUCGUAUCAUUAUGUUGGGUUCUUUAUCCCAAUGUUUAUCCAGAAAGGACAUUAUGGACAAGAUAAAUGCAAGGUAAGCGGUUUUCUUUAUGUUUCUUGUGUUUUUAGAAGCGUUCUUAACGUUCAAGCUAGUAGAAUUUUGAUUAUUGUGUUGAUUAUGUUUUUAGGAGAAGUCAGGACCUGUGGCAGAACCUUUAGGCGUGGUGGCUGCUGCUGUAUACCUAAUAUUCAUUUUUGUGUUUAUUGGAAUACCUUUUUACGAAUGGAAACAAGAAGUGAACACCUUCAUGCCUCCAAUAAGGUUGCUGUUCUUGUUGGCUGGACUGGUCAGUAUCUGCACUUCGAUUUUGCUUGGCUUUGCCGACGACAUGUUGGAUUUGAGGUGGAGACAUAAACUGAUAUUUCCGUUCCUGUCUUCUGUGCCAUUAGUUUUGGUCUAUUUUAUAUCAGGUGGGCUUUAAAAGAUGGUUCAAAUGUUUUAUUACCUAGAUUUGUAAUUAAAUUGUUCUAAAACUAGAUACGGCAUAUUAUUUGUAGGGUCAGGAUGUAAUUUUUUGCAAAUUUUAGAAGAAAAGACUGCCAUGUUGUUACCAAAGUUCUUUUACAACUUUUUUGGUCAGACUUACCUAGAACUGGGAGUUCUCUUUUACGUCUACAUUAUCAUGUUGGUUAUCUUCUGUACCAAUGCUAUUAAUAUCAUCGCUGGGAUAAACGGAGUUGAAGCAGGACAGUCAAUUGUGAUAGCAGCAAGCGUGGCUCUAUUCAAUCUGGUCCAAAUGGUACGACUGGAAGAUGAUGAAUCUGUUUGGUCUCACUUAUUAUCUUUUUCAUUAUUGGCACCAUUCAUAGCGACGUCUUUGGGACUUUACAUGCACAAUAAGUAUCCAGCUAAGGCCUUCGUCGGCGAUACCUUUUGUUACUUUUCUGGAAUGACAUUGGCGGUCGUAGCUGUGAUCGGACAUUUCUCGAAGACAUUGUUAUUGUUCUUGAUUCCACAGGUGAGGUUGGGCAUAUUUAUUUUAACGCGGUGUUAAUUAAUUUUAGGUCAAUUUAAGGUAUGAAAGUAGAGAAGUUAACUUUUUUAUCUUCAGGUAUUUAACUUCUUAUACUCAUGUCCACAACUGUUUCAUCUUGUACCAUGUCCAAGGCACAGGUUACCCAAAUUUGAUGAGAAGACCCAGCAGCUUAAUAUGAGUCGAGCUGAGUUCAAAGCAUCAGAUAUCAAGGUCUUGGGGCAUCUUGUUAUCAAAUUAUUUACAACUUUGUGCAUUCUUGACUAUAAAGAGUUUGAAAAGGAUGGAGAAAAGUAAGUUAAUUUUGAGGUUUAAAUUGCUUAAAUUUAAAAUAAUUUUUAAUUUAAAUUAAUUUUAACUAAUGUUUCCAGGUGGCUCUCAGUAAGCAACAUGACCAUUCUGAACCUAUUGCUCAAGUUCCACGGUCCGAUGCGAGAGUACGAGCUGAACAAUCUCUUUCUCAGGUAUCAGGUCGCUUCAUCAGCUUUGGCCUUUGUUUGCAGGUUUGUUAUCGCCGGGUUUUUGUACGAGAACGUUAUGUAG
This is a messenger RNA of Bursaphelenchus okinawaensis, 1648 nucleotides long. NCBI's taxonomy places the organism in Eukaryota, Metazoa, Nematoda, Chromadorea, Rhabditida, Aphelenchoididae. The record is from the annotation of a GenBank genome assembly.